Molecule: messenger RNA, 5061 nt
Organism: Marmota monax (woodchuck)
Lineage: Eukaryota; Metazoa; Chordata; Mammalia; Rodentia; Sciuridae
Product: heterogeneous nuclear ribonucleoprotein A3-like
Exons: 1
Coding region: 3346-4674 (442 amino acids)
Molecular function (GO): RNA binding
Source: RefSeq, a predicted model, not a curated record
UGUUUUUGGUGCUUAGCUUUUUGAGUUCUUUAUAUACCCUAGAGAUUAGUGUUCUAUCUGAUGUGUGAGGGAUAAAGAUUUGCUCCUAAGAUGUCGGCUCUCUAUUCACCUCACAGAUUGUUUCAUUUGCUGAGAAGAAACUUUUUAGUUUGAAUCCAUCCCAUUUAUUAAUUUUUUAUUUUAAUUCUUAUGCUUUAGGAGUCUUAUUAAGGAAGUUGGGGCCUAAUUCCACGUGAUGGAGAUUAGGACCUACUUUUUUUUCUAUUAGAUGAAGGGUCUCUGGUUUUAUUCCUAGGUCCUUGAUCCUCUUUAAGUUUAGUGCAUGGUGAGAGAAAUGGGUUUAAAUUCAUUUUAUUGCAUAUGGAUUUCCAGUUUUCCCAGCACCAUUUGUUAAAGAGGCUAUCUUUUCUCUUAUGUAUGUUUUUGGCACCUUCAUCUAAUAUAAGAUAACUGUAGUUAUGUGGGUUAGUCUCUGUGUCCUGUAUUCUGUACCAUUGGUCUACCAGUCUGUUUUGGUGCCAAUCCCGUGUUGUUUUUGUUACUAUUGCUCUGUAGUAUAGUUUAAGGUCUGAUAGUGAUGCCACCUACUUCCCUCUUCCUGCUAAGAAUUGCUUUAGCUAUUCUGGGUCUCCUAUUUUUCCAGAUGAAUUUCUUGACUGCUUUUUCUAUUUCUAUGAGGAAUGUCUUUGGGAUUUUGACUGAAAUUGCAUUAAAUCUGUAUAGUGCUUUUGAUAGUAUGGUAAUUUUGAAAAUAUUAAUUCUGCCUAUACAAGAGCAAGGUAGAUCUUUCCAUCUUCUAAGGUCUUCUUUGAUUUCUUUCUUUAGGGCUCUGUACUUUUCAUUAUAUAGAUCUUUCAUCUCUUUCAUUAAGUUGAUUCCCAAGUUGUUGUUGUUGUUGUUGUUGUUGAGGCUAUUGUAAAUGGGGUAGUUUUCCUCGUUUCCCUUUCUGCAAGUUUGUCACUGAUAUAUAGAAAUGCAUUUGAUUUACAGGUGUUGAUUUUAUAUCCUGCUACAUUGCUGAAUUUAUUUAUUAAUUCUAGAAGUUUUCUGGUGGAACAUUUUGGGUCUUCUAGGUAUAGAAUCAUAUCAUUGGCAAGUACUGCUAGUUUGAGUUCCUCUUUUCCUAUGUGUAUCCCUUUAAUUUCUGUCGUCUGUCUAAUUGCUCUGGCCAGUGUUUCAAGAACUAUGUUAAAUAGAAGUGGUGAAAGAGGGCAUCUCUGUCUUGUUCCAGUUUUUAGAGGGAAUGAUUUCAAUUUUUCUCCAUUUAGAAUGAUGUUGGCCUGGGGUAAGAUAGCCUUUAUGAUGUUGAAAUAUGGUCCUAUUAUCCCUAGUUUUUCUUGUGUUUUGAGCGUGAAGUGGUGCUCUAUUUUGUCAAAUGCUUUUUCUGCAUCUAUUGAGAUGACCAUAUGAUCUAUUGAGAUGAUCAUAUGAUUGAUCAUAUGAUUGAUGUGAUGAAUUACAUUUAUUGAUUUCCAUAUGUUGAACCAACUUUGCAUCCCUGGGAUGAAUCCCAUUUGAUUGUGGUGCACUAUCUAUUUGAAAUGUUUUUAUUUUCAAUUUGCCAGAAUUUUAUUGAGAAUUUUUGCAUCUAUGUUCAUUAGAUAUAUUGAUCUGAAGUUUUCUUUUUUUGAUGUGUCUUUACCUGGUUUUGGAAUCAGGAUGAUAUAGGCCUUACAGAAUGAGUUUGGAAAUGCUGCCUCUUUUUCUAUUUCCUAAUAUAAAUUGAAGAGUAUUGGUAUUGGUUCUUCUUUAAAGGUCUUGUAGAACUUGGCUGUGCAUCCAUCCGGUCCUGGGCUUUUCUUGGUUGGUAGGCUUCUGAUGGUAUCUUCUAUUUCAUCGCUUGAAAUUGAUCUGUUUAUAUAGUGCAUAUCAUCCUGAUUCAAUUUGGGCAAAUCAUAUACUCUAGAAAUUUGUCAAUGCCUUCUAUAUUUUCUAUUUUAUUGGAGUACAAGUUUUCAAAAUAAUUUCUAAUUAUCUUCUGUAUUUUUGUAGUGUCCAUUGUAAUAUUUCCUUUUUCAUCCAGUAUGUUAAUAAUUUGAGUUUUCUCUCUCCUUCUCUUCAUUAGCAUGGAUAGCAUGGUUUGUCGAUUUUAUUUAUUUUUUUCAAAGAAUCAACUUUUUGUUCUGUCAAUUUUUUCAAUUGUUUGUUUCAAUUUUACUGAUUUCAGCUCCGAUUUUAAUUAUUUCCAGUCUUCUACUGCUUUUGGUGUAGAUUUGUUCUUUUUCCAGCUUUGAGAUGUAAUGUUAACUUUUUGUAAUGUUGACUUUUUCUUCUUUUAAGGAAUGAAUUCCAUGCAAUGAACUUUCCGCUUAGAACUACCUUCAUAGUGUCCCAGAGAUUUUGAUAAGUUGUAUCUGUGUUCUCAUUCACCUCUAAUUUUUUUUAAUCUCCUCCCUGAUAUCUUCUGCAACCCCUUAUUCAUUCAGUAGCAUAUUAUUUAGUCUCCAGGUGCUGGAGUAGCUUUUAUUUCUUAUUUUAUCAUUGAUUCCUAAUUUCAUUCCAUUAUGAUCUCAUAGAAUGCAGGGUAGUAUCUCUACUUUUUUAUAUUUGCUAAUAGUUGCUUUGUGGCAUAGUAUAUGGUCUGUUCUAGAGAAGGAUCCAUGUGCUGCUGAGAAGAAAAUAUAUUUACUCGUUGAAGGAUGAAAUAUUCUAUAUAUGUCAGUUAAGUCUAUGUUAUUGAUUGUAUUAUUGAGUUCUAUAGUUUCUUUGUUCAGCUUUUGUUUGGAAGACCUAUCCAGUGGUGAAAGAGGUGUGUUAAAGUCACCCAGAAUUAUUGUGUUGUGGUCAAUUUGGUUCUUGAAAUUGAGAAAAGUUUGAUUAAUGUAGAUGCUCCAUUGUUUGGGGCAUAUAUUUAUAAUUGUCAAGUCUUGGUGUCUGGUAUGGUUCCCUUGAGCAGUAUGUAGUGUCUUUCUUUAUCCCUUUUUAUUAACUUUAAUUUUAUUUGAUAUGAGGAUGGAAACCCCUAUUUGCUUCCCCAGUCCAUGAGUGGGGAAAUGAAGGAUACAAUGAACACUAUGAUACAAUAUACACUAUGAGUGGUAUGAUUUUUCUCAACCCUUCACCUUCAGUCUGUGGAUGUCAUUUCCUAUGAGUCUCUUGGAGGCAGCAUAUUGUUGGGUCUUUUUUUUUUUUUUAUCCAAUCUGCUAGUCUGUCUUUUGAUUGGUGAAUUUAGGCCAUUAAUAUUCAGGGUUAUUAUAGAGACAUGAUUUGUAUUCCCAACCAUUUUUGGUAUUUAUCGUGACUUGGUUUCCUCCUCUGAUUAGAUUUUCCUUUAGUGUAAUACCUCCCUCUGCUGAUUUUCAUCAUUGUUUUUCAUUUCCUCUUGGUGGAAUAUUUUGCUGAGGAUGUUCUGUAGUGCAGGCUUUCUAGUUGUAAAUUCUUUUGACUUUGGUUUAUUAUGGAAGAUUUUUAUUUCAUCAUCAAAUCUAAAGCUUAAUUUUGCUGGAUAUAAGAUUUUUGGGGCCACAUUGACAUUGAUCCGCUGCCGCGUUACGAAAUGGCGCAUUGGCCCGCAAUGGCCGCCGCCUAGCUGCGCCGCUGAGAAGGAGCGCGGGAUUGGAGGAGCAGUCAGGAGGCGGCCCGGUAGAAAUGCCGCAGAUGGCUUCGAGGGCCACGAUCCAAAGGAACCAGAGCAAUUGAGGAAGCUGUUUAUUGGUGGUCUGAGCUUUGAAACUACAGAUGAUAGUUUAAGAGAACAUUUUGAGAAAUGGGGCACACUCACAGAUUGUGUGGUAAUGAGAGACCCCCAAACCAAACGUUCCAGGGGCUUUGGUUUUGUGACUUACUCUUGUGUUGAAGAGGUGGAUGCAGCAAUGUGUGCUCGGCCACACAAGGUUGAUGGGCGUGUAGUGGAACCAAAGAGAGCUGUUUCUAGAGAGGAUUCUGUAAAGCCUGGUGCCCAUCUAACAGUGAAGAAAAUUUUUGUUGGUGGUAUUAAAGAAGAUACAGAAGAAUAUAAUUUGAGAGAUUACUUUGAAAAGUAUGGCAAGAUUGAAACCAUAGAAGUUAUGGAAGACAGACAGAGUGGGAAAAAGAGAGGAUUUGCUUUUGUAACUUUUGAUGAUCAUGAUACAGUUGACAAAAUUGUUGUUCAGAAAUACCACACUAGUAAUGGGCAUAAUUGUGAAGUGAAAAAGGCCCUUUCUAAACAAGAGAUGCAGUCUGCUGGAUCACAAAGAGGUCGUGGAGGUGGAUCUGGCAACUUUAUGGGUCGUGGAGGAAACUUUGGAGGUGGUGGAGGUAACUUUGGCCGUGGUGGAAACUUUGGUGGAAGAGGAGGCUAUGGUGGUGGAGGUGGUGGCAGCAGAGGUAGUUAUGGAGGAGGUGAUGGUGGAUAUAAUGGAUUUGGAGGUGAUGGUGGCAACUAUGGUGGUGGUCCUGGUUAUAGUAGUAGAGGAGGUUAUGGUGGUGGUGGACCAGGAUAUGGAAACCAAGGUGGUGGAUAUGGUGGUGGAGGAGGAUAUGAUGGUUACAAUGAAGGAGGAAAUUUUGGUGGUGGUAACUAUGGUGGUGGUGGGAACUAUAAUGACUUUGGAAAUUACAGUGGACAACAGCAAUCAAAUUAUGGACCCAUGAAGGGGGGCAGUUUUGGUGGAAGAAGCUCUGGCAGUCCCUAUGAUGGUGGUUAUGGAUCUGGUGGUGGAAGUGGUGGAUAUGGUAGCAGAAGGUUUUAAAAACAGCAGAAAAGGGCUACAGUUCUUAGUAGGAGAGAGAGCGAGGAGUUGUCAGGAAAGCUGCAGGUUACUUUGAGACAGUCGUCCCAAAUGCAUUAGAGGAACUGUAAAAAUCUGCCACAGAAGGAACGAUGAUCCAUAGUCAGAAAAGUUACUGCAGCUUAAACAGGAAACCCUUCUUGUUCAGGACUGUCAUAGCCACAGUUUGCAAAAAGUGCAGCUAUUGAUUAAUGCAAUGUAGUGUCAAUUAGAUGUACAUUCCUGAGGUCUUUUAUCUGUUGUAGCCUUGUCUUUUUUCUUUUUCUUUUCAUUACAUCAGGUAUAUUGCCCUGUAAAUUGUGGUAGUGGUACCAGGAAUAAAAAAUUAAGGAAUUUUUAACUUUUCAA